AUAUCAAAUCAAAUCAUAUCAAAAUAUCGCACCCUCUCUGUUUAUUCGUCAGUUAGGUUUUGGUGUUCGAGGCCCCGGGUGCGGUGCCCCGUCGAGGUUCCUCAACGUCCACAAGUAUUUACCAUGGAUCGACGAGAUCAUCUCCCGGAAGCCAUCAGAAGACUUCGAAGACGACGAAGCGGAGGAUACGAAGAAGUUUGCUUUAAGAAGAUUGUCUCCUGUCGAACUCAUAAUGUAUCCAGCUAGUAAGGUAAAGACGAAAGAAUUCGGUCAGUGCGAAAGAGGGGACCGAGGACACGUUCUCUACAAGGACAGCACGGAGCUGCUCGUCAGCAAAAACUUCGCUCAAGGAUUCUUCUUUGUGGUGGUGAGUCAAAUAGCCCAGUUCACGUGCAUGUCGGUGAUAUUAGACGUCACGGAUCGCACCAACGCGGAGAUGUGGAUAGAGCAUUACUGUCAUCCGGACAUAGCCGGCCUGGCUCACGGGGUCGGUGACCAGCUUCACCGGACAGACGAUUACAAGAAGUUAGAAUGCUUCGUGUACUUCAAAAGUGCAGCGUUCAUAGAAUUUCGAUUUUACUUCUCGUUCAAGGCCUUACUUGAGGUGACGCUGUUUGGCACCGAAGAGAUCCCACGUCGGAUGCCGGUUCCCUACUUUACUGACAUCACCACGGACAGCUGGUGGCCAACCGCUGAAAUUAUACGCUGGGGAUCUUUUGUGCCGUAUUACAUGUGGUGGUAUUGGCUGUAA
Bombyx mandarina (wild silkworm) is the source of this 751-nucleotide messenger RNA. Its product is annotated as putative serine protease 29. The record is from RefSeq and is a predicted model, not a curated record. Gene Ontology annotation, molecular function: serine-type endopeptidase activity. Lineage: Eukaryota; Metazoa; Arthropoda; Insecta; Lepidoptera; Bombycidae. Gene Ontology annotation, biological process: proteolysis.